Prunus mume (Japanese apricot) is the source of this 3344-nucleotide messenger RNA. Its product is annotated as exosome complex exonuclease RRP44 homolog A. Gene Ontology annotation, molecular function: 3'-5'-RNA exonuclease activity; RNA binding; endonuclease activity. Gene Ontology annotation, cellular component: nuclear exosome (RNase complex); cytoplasmic exosome (RNase complex). The record is from RefSeq and is a predicted model, not a curated record. Gene Ontology annotation, biological process: rRNA catabolic process; nuclear mRNA surveillance of mRNA 3'-end processing. NCBI's taxonomy places the organism in Eukaryota, Viridiplantae, Streptophyta, Magnoliopsida, Rosales, Rosaceae.
CCCCGCGCUACGAAGGCAAGUUUUUACAUUUGAGUGGAAAUUUCAGUUGACUCUGCACCUCCUUCCCCCUCAAACCCAACUCCCAUUGCAAGAAAAAGAGGGCGGCAAAUUAAGCCAAAACGACGCCAUCAGCCAUACGAUCAUAGACCAAACAUGUUGCAGAACAAGUCCUUCGUCAAGAGAACCAGAGGAGGCAAAAUCACCAAGGUCGUGAGAGAGCACUAUCUCAGACACGAUAUAUACUGCGGAGCUCCGAUAUGCAAAGUUUGCGAUACAUCCCAGGCUCGCUUGAGCCCUACACCUUCCACCAUUCUCAUUUUCGAUACCAAUGUCGUUCUCAAUCAGAUUGAUUUGCUUGAAAACCCGGCAAUUGACGAUGUGGUUGUGCUUUCCAUUGUGCUCGAAGAGGUCAAGAACAGGAACUUGUCUGUUUACAACAGAGUUAGAGCUCUCUGCAGCAAUUCUUUAAGGAAAUUCUUUGUUUUCUCCAACGAACACCACAAGGAUACAUAUGUUACGGAAAUGAGCGGAGAAAGUAAAAAUGAUCGAAAUGAUAGAGCAAUUCGGGUGGCCGCUCAAUGGUAUCAAACUCAUCUUGCUGGUUCUGCUCGGAUUUUACUUAUAACUAAUGACAAAGAGAAUAAGAGAAAGGCUAUUGAAGAGGGAAUUUCUGCAGAAACAGUGGAGUCUUAUGUGAGGUCAUUGAGUCGACCAGAUUUGCUUGACCUGCUUGUGCAGCCUGCGUCAGAAGAUGUAAACAUGGAGGAAGUUGAAGAUUUGAGACCAUCAAAGAGGAAAAUCAUUUACACAGAGCAUAAGCCCAUGUCUGAGAUUACGUCUGGUUUGCAUCGCGGUAUAUACCAUCAAGGCAAACUUAGAGUGAAUCGUUACAACCCAUUUGAAGCAUAUGUUGGAAGUGAGAGCAUUGGUGAUGAAAUUAUAAUUUAUGGACGUACAAACAUGAAUAGGGCAUUUGAUGGGGAUAUAGUGGCAGUUGAGCUUCUGCCUCAGGAUCAAUGGCAUGAGGAGAAAUCUCUAGCUCUAGCAGAUGAAGAGGAUGAGGAAGAAGAUGUUCAUCUGGUUCCAGGAAGUGCUGAUGAUGCUCCUAGGACUACAGCUCAACCACCAGGUUCUGCUGGAGUAACAGAGCCUAUCUCAAGCCGUCCAUCUGGCCGUGUUGUUGGUAUUAUAAAGCGGAAUUGGCAUUCUUAUUGUGGAUCUUUGGAGCCGAUGGCUAUGCCUGCAGGUAGUGGUGGUGUUGCCCAUGCCUUAUUUGCCUCGAAAGAUCGUAGGAUUCCUAAGAUUCGAAUACACACACGACAGCUUGAGAAUCUUCUGGACAAGAGAAUUGUUGUGGCGGUUGAUUCUUGGGACCGUUUGUCUCGUUAUCCUUCUGGCCAUUAUGUACGAACCAUAGGACAAAUAGGUGAUAGAGAUACUGAAACUGAGGUGGUCUUGAUUGAGAAUGAUAUAAAUACAAGACCAUUUUCUUCUCAAGUUCUGGCAUGCUUGCCACCGUUACCAUGGUCUGUGUCUUCUGAAGAUUUGGCAAAUUCUAUUAGACAGGAUUUGCGACAAUUGCGUGUCUUUAGUGUGGACCCUCCUGGAUGCAAGGAUAUUGAUGAUGCAUUGCACUGUACAUCUCUUCCAAAUGGAAAUUACGAAGUUGGAGUCCACAUUGCUGAUGUAACAAAUUUUGUACACUCGGACACUCCUCUUGAUGAUGAGGCUUCACAAAGGGGCACUUCGGUCUACCUAGUUGAACGGCGCAUUGACAUGCUUCCAAAACCUUUGACGGAAGAUGUAUGUUCUCUUCGAGCUGAUGUGGAGAGGCUAGCUUUUUCUGUUAUAUGGGAAAUGACACCUGAAGCUGAGAUUAUUUCUACGAUGUACACAAAAAGUGUCAUUAAAUCGUGUGCAGCAUUGUCUUACAUUGAAGCUCAAGCGAGGAUGGAUGAUAGUCGGUUGAUGGAUCCAUUAACUACAGAUUUAAGAAACAUGAAUGCUUUAGCAAAGAUAAUGAGGGAAAGACGUAUCCAGAGAGGAGCCUUAACUCUUGCAUCUGCUGAAGUCAAGUUUCAAAUUGACACCGAGACUCAUGAUCCUCUUGAUAUUGGAAUGUACCAGAUUCGUGAAGCAAACCAGAUGGUUGAGGAAUUUAUGCUUGCUGCUAAUGUUUCAGUUGCUGAGAAGAUCCUUAAACAUUUUCCUCUUUGUUCAUUAUUGAGGCGCCAUCCUACUCCCACGAGAGAGAUGCUUGAACCUUUGUUGCGUACAGCUGCUGCUGUUGGUCUCAACUUGGAUGUCUCAUCAUCAAAAGCACUGGCUGAUUCACUUGACUCUGCAGUGGCUGAUGAUCCAUACUUCAAUAAGCUGAUUCGUAUAUUGGCUACUAGAUGCAUGACACAGGCUGUUUAUUUCUCUAGUGGGGAUCUCAGCCCUCCCGAAUAUCUUCAUUAUGGGCUUGCAGCACCUCUGUAUACUCAUUUUACCUCUCCUAUAAGGAGAUAUGCAGAUGUCAUAGUGCACAGGUUGCUUGCUGCAUCUUUAGGGAUACAGAAGCUUCCAACUAUAUUCCAAGACGGAAACCGGCUAACUAGCAUUGCUGACAAUUUAAAUUAUCGACAUAGAAAUGCCCAGAUGGCAAGCCGGGCCUCAGUGGAGCUCCAUACUCUCAUUUUCUUCAGGAAACGGCCAACGGACACAGAGGCGAGAAUAGUAAGGAUAAGAUCCAAUGGAUUUUUCGUAUUUGUGCCCAAGUAUGGAAUAGAAGGGCCUGUCUACUUGACCCCAAGAGGUGAUAAGGGAGGCGGAGAGUGGUUUGUUGAUGAGCAGCAGCAGAAGAUUAGAAAAAUGGAUGGCAGCAUGUCAUACAGUGUUCUGCAGACGGUGUUUAUUCAUUUGGAGAUUGUGGAGCCCCAGCCCAAUAGGCCAAAACUCCAGCUUACGUUAGUGUAGCCGAGUAACUUUGCCUCUCCCCAAUACUCUGCUUUCAGAUGAGACAAGUAUCUGCAGUGGGUUGUGUGAGCCAAGAGCUAUUGCAAUGCUUGGUUCUAACAAUCAGGGGGAGAUAGCUGUCAUAGGACACAUAGGAAAUAGUGUAUAGUUUCACAGUAUAAUUUAUUCUACUUUUUGAAUUUACGGUGUGAGAGUUUUGGAAAUUGAUAGUUGAGCUGAGAGAUUAGAAAUUGAUUCUAUGCCCAAAACAGUUGAAUUUUAAGGUGUUAUUUUUGCCAACCCAAACGACUCAGUUGUAUUUUUUAGGUUUAAUGUUUUACAAUUUAUAUUCCAGGUCUGGUUGGGCAGUUUGAAGGGUAGUUUAAUCUGGUUAUUAUUAUUGAUGA